This is a messenger RNA of Astyanax mexicanus (Mexican tetra), 1756 nucleotides long. It is a transcript of the gene irx1b, whose product is annotated as iroquois homeobox 1b. Gene Ontology annotation, molecular function: RNA polymerase II cis-regulatory region sequence-specific DNA binding; DNA-binding transcription factor activity, RNA polymerase II-specific. The coding region runs from base 245 to 1480 and encodes 411 amino acids. The record is from RefSeq and is a predicted model, not a curated record. Gene Ontology annotation, biological process: neuron differentiation; cell development; regulation of transcription by RNA polymerase II. The transcript has 4 exons. Gene Ontology annotation, cellular component: nucleus. Lineage: Eukaryota; Metazoa; Chordata; Actinopteri; Characiformes; Acestrorhamphidae.
UCACACCAUCACACACACGGAGAGAGAGAGGAGCAGCAGGAGCAGGAGGAGCACACACACACACUCACUCACACACACAUUCAGCGUCUCACACGCUGCUCCAGAUCAGCCUCGCGCUCGUCCUUCUUUCCACAUCUGGAUUGCUGUGCUGUGCUGUGCUGUGCGCGGUCCCGCGGGUUGUUUUUUAUUUGUUUGUGUGUUUCUGCCCCGUGCGCGCGCUCUUUUGGGUUGAUUACUGAGGGACAUGGCUCUGCCCCAGCUGGGUUUCCUCUACGGACUGGACGGAGCGCACGCGCCGCCGGACGGGAUCUCCGAGGGCGCCGCCGCGCUCGCGCCCCUCUUCACGCCCGCCUGGAGCGCGCGCGGCUACACCGGCGCGUUCGCGCGCACCGGAGCCGAGCUCGCGCUGCUGGCGCACAUGGGUUCUCAGUAUGAGCUGAAGGACUCUCCAGGGGCUCAGGCCGCAGGCCUGGCCCUCCACACCCCACCCGCUUUCUACCCCUACAACCACUACCAGUACGGCGACCCCAGCAGAGCCAAAAGCGCCACCAGAGAGACCACCAGCACCCUUAAGGCGUGGCUUCAGGAGCACAAGAGGAACCCGUACCCCACCAAGGGCGAGAAGAUCAUGCUGGCCAUCAUCACCAAGAUGACCCUCACGCAGGUGUCCACCUGGUUCGCCAACGCCAGGAGAAGGCUGAAGAAGGAGAACAAGGUCACGUGGGGGCGCAGCGCGGAUGAUGUGGAUGGCAGGUUGUUUGAGAGCGAUAACGAUGAAGAGUUGGACAAAAACGAGGAGGAAGAGGACGAGGAGGAAGAGAUUGAUCUGGAAACCAUCGAUAUAGACAAGGCUGAAGGAGAGCGCGCGGAUCUGAGCGAGGAGAACGCGGAGGAGCAGCAGGACGGGAGGGAAAACGCACAGACCCCGCAGGAACCAGCAUCUCCAGAGCUGAAGAGCGCGGCGAGCCCGGUGUCCAACAAAGCGCAGAGCGCCGGGGAGGUUUCCCCCAGAGCAGCGGACUCUCACCGGCCAGCAAACGCAAAACCAAAGAUCUGGUCGCUCGCGGAGACAGCCACGAGCCCAGAUCACUGCCACAGAGCCAGCGUUCCCUCCGCCAUCCCGCACCCGGCCUUCCUUUCCACCAGCGGUAUCUACACGUGCCAGGUUGGCAGAGGAGAUAACUGGGCCUUCCUCAGCGCGAGCUCUCUGCUCGGUGUGAGAUCCAUGCUGGGAGGGAACGAAAGCGAAAUCGUGCAGUGUACGCCGCGCGCCGCCGUUACGCACAGCAGCAGCACGCUCAGGCCGCCGUGCGUAAAAACGCACACAGAGAAGGAAUCCCGCAGCUUCAGACCGCAACAGAACGAUGAAAACAUCGAGAGAGUUGAAUCUCCCACACUUUCGCUGAGGGCCCCUUUCCCAGUCAUCCAUGACAGGUCUCACCACGAAACAGCACAGCGGGCUCUGAAGAGCAUUUCCUGAAGACGCAAACACAACUCAGAGUUUACCUAAAUUAUUAACCUGUACGGAUGUAAAUACAAACUCCACUCACAUCCAAAUACACCAAAAAGUAUUUUAUAGCCCUGAAAACCUCCCCAUGACUGUAAAAAAAACAUUUUUUUUUAUUUUAAAUUCAGCAUGUGUGUGUUUACCGCGUAGCUCCUUUCCAUCACUUUUACAAGCUGAAAUGAAUUAUUUGUCAAAGGCCAGUGGGUGUAAAUGAUAUAUUUUUGUGUAAUAAACAGAAUAUGAUUAAUA